AUGUUUGCCAUAAAGGUUGCGCCGGCGCUUGUGACUGGAAAUGCGAUCAUCGUCAAGUCCGGUGAGAAGGCCCUGCUUGCGGUCUUGAAAGUAGCCGAGCUCAUUAAAGAGGCCGGUUUCCCCGCCGGCCUUGUUAAUGUUAUUUCUGGUGAUGGAAGAACCAGUGAUCUACUUGCCUGGAAUAUGAGUAUUGGGGAAAUUUCCUUCACCGGCUCCGUGGCGAUCGGAAGGAAGGUUGCCCAGGCAGCUGCGGCAUCUAACCUGGAGGAUGUGACCCUGGAACUUGGCGGCAAGUCGCCUGCAGUUGUAUUCGUUGAUGCAGACCUUGAUACUGCUGUAACCGCGACUGGGAUCUCCUUUUAUGUUAACUCUGACCAUCAUUGCGAAGCAAAUAGCCGAAUCUUGAUUACCAAAUUAAUGAGUUCUCGAAAGAUAGGUGACCUAACUGACAAAGCUACCUUCCAAGGUCCCCAAGGCGACAAACAACAGCAGAUAAAUAUCUUGGAGUUCAUUAAUGAAGGUAAUCAGGCUGGUGAGCUUGUCUACACUGGACAGGUGCUAGAGGGCAAUGGUGCCUUUGCUCCCCCAACUAUCUUCAAGAAUGUUGGCAGAGAUUCACGAAUCUUCCAAGAAGAAGUUUUCGGCCCUGCGGUUAUUGUCAAUUCUUUCAAGACAGAGGAAGAAGCCAUUGAGAUCGCCAAUGAUACGCAGUAUGGCCUUCACGCAUCUGUAUAUACGACAAACUUUGCCCGCGCUAUGCGUUUUGCCAAGGCAUUUGAGGCCGGAAUCGCUGGAGUCAACUGUGGAGCUCCUGAACAGGUAUACCCCAGCCAAUUUCCCACCGUUAAUACAUGA
This is a messenger RNA of Fusarium oxysporum Fo47, 855 nucleotides long. Its product is annotated as acetaldehyde dehydrogenase. Gene Ontology annotation, molecular function: aldehyde dehydrogenase (NAD+) activity. The transcript is spliced from 6 exons. The record is from RefSeq and is a predicted model, not a curated record. Bases 1 to 855 code for a protein of 284 amino acids. Lineage: Eukaryota; Fungi; Ascomycota; Sordariomycetes; Hypocreales; Nectriaceae.